This is a messenger RNA of Arctia plantaginis, 3519 nucleotides long. The record is from the annotation of a GenBank genome assembly. NCBI's taxonomy places the organism in Eukaryota, Metazoa, Arthropoda, Insecta, Lepidoptera, Erebidae.
AUGACCAUAAGGCUGGACGGCAUCCUACCUUUAAUUUUCCACCUCCACAUUGAUGCUUGGAUUGAGAUUGGGACCGGUACUAUGGCGCAUAUUGGGAGAGGGAUGGAGGAGACAGUGCGAUCGUUGCUGCAAUACAAGAGCCGCGUGGAAACUCUGAAGCAGGAGAAGGCGUCGUUAUCAUCAGCUCUUGAGGCGUCAGCAGCACACUACCAAAGCCAAUUAUCAACAGUAACUUCAGAAAACGAGCGGCUCCAGAGCCAACUGGCAGCGUGCACCGCGGGUCUGGGUGCGGGCGACCACGAACGGAGGCUUGACGAUGUCGCGCAGCAGGUCGUGCGGGCUUUGCUCUCGCAGAAGAGUGUCCGCGAGGAGUUGGGCUGCGCACGCGCUCGUAUCCGCGAGUUGGAGGCACAGAACCGCGCGCUGAGCGCAUUGCUAGUACGACAGUUGCGGCCACAGCCACGCCCUUCCCCCGCUACCCCGCAUACACCGAUCACCCCUCUUACGCCCAGAGAUCUGCAAGUACACUUGGUAGACGUCGGUUCCUGUGGUUCGUUGGUCUCAUUCAGAGACUCGCCGCCCCCCGCGCCGCCUGUGCCGCAUCCUCAUCCUCUCAACCAGGACGAUAAGCGGCGGCACCAAAUCUUGGCCGACAUUUGGACUGAACUAAAGGGGCUGGAGGUGACCCCCGCGAAUCUGGCCCGUGCUUUGUCGGCAGUGGACCCAACAUUGUGGGCGCCACCUGCUCGUCCCGCCACACUUAGCCUCAGCAUGCCGCAACCUUGCACUGAUCCCGUUCGAGGGCAAUGUGGCGAAAAAGUAACAGAAGAAGAAAGCGGGGAGGUUGGCGAGGCAGGUGCAGAAUCUCCAGAAAGUGGUGCCAAAGACGAAGGUUACUCUACAAUGUCCAGCGAUGUUCAGGCAGAUGCUUCGCGACAAAGUGAUCAUGCGGCCGAUAGAGCUCUUCCGGACUUAAACGAAGCUUCAGAUGAGACUGAUAACCAAACUAUAGUGUCAAUCAACCCCAGAGAAUCUCGCAGGCGCGCUAGGCUUUUGGCAACAGACGCAGACUAUAUCUACUUUCCUAUAGGAGUAGCAUUCGCCGGUGUCCGAGGUAGCUACCCUCCCUCAAGACCAGUAUUACCUUUUCAACAUGUAGUCCGCAGUUUUUCAGAUUCGCAUCUUUGCCUCAAAUUAAUCGCCGGAACCACUUGCCCAACAAGUUGCCUAGACAGUCCUACGCCUAGCUCUGGUGUAUUAGUCUUAGAUCUGAAACCAGCACCUGAACGACCACUUAGACGGCCAGCGAUAGCUUCUACGACAAGUUCUGAAAGGGUUUCGUGGGGAAGCACUUUAGAUGAUCGCGGGGAUGGUUCGCAAUAUGACGCUGAUUAUGUCCAACAUUGGCUUGAACUAGAUGACGCAAGGUCAGCUCUGCAACAAAGACAUCGAGAUUUAGCCGAUUUAGAAUAUGAUAGAGCAGAAUUAGAAGAUUGGAGCUUAUCAUUAUCAUGUGAAGAUCUAAGAGACAGGCAUUCCCCUUAUGCUGAAAUAACUACGCCUGGUCAAAUUUCGCUUUCAACAUUACCAAGCAUUAGGGAAGAUGACGCAUUAGAAUUAGAGGAAGAUGUCGGUGAUUGUUUAUGGAAUGAUUGCGGAUUUGCUACUAUUGAAAUCGAUGAAUGUAGAAUAGCAGACGAUGCAGAUACUUCAGAAAAAAGAUGGGAUUGCACAGGAACACAUUCUCCUGGUGGGUCUUGGUCGAGCGCAUCUGAUGUACCUGACAAAAGAUCUAGUACGGCAUUAAGUGAAGAUGGAGACUGUGCCAACGUCGGUCUAGAUUUUACUAGGGAUUUUUACCGUCUGGUAAAGUAUGAAAGUACGAAGAGCUUAGCUUCAAAUUCGUCCAGGGGCAUUCCAUCACAGGAUACUAGUAGUCAUUUGCGAAAACAUGACGUCCAGGCUAUGGCUUUGCCAGACAGAGAACACGCAUUGCAAAAUGUGCUUCAUUUUAUUGCGGAGCAACAGAAAUAUUGUAGAGACAGAGAAGAGUCCGAUUCAAUGUCAUCACGACCUUUAUCCGAGAUCCGUGAACUACCUCCACCAUAUGCGACUGCAGACUUUGAUGAUGAGUCGGUUGGUCCCCGCAGCGAGGUAUCCGAAGACAGACAGCGACCUGAUUCGUUUGGUAGCUUUUCAGAAAACGAUUCCUGUGACGUCCUACCUGGCGAACGUCCCAAAAUUUCCGUCUGUGAUACUGUAUCCGAGCCAAGAUCUACACCAAGAUUUAUUGAACGUGAAGAACCCUACGUUGAGUCUGAAGGUUUUUUCGAUGAACUUUCAGGGAUUGAAAACACUGAAAAUGAGAUCAAUGAACAUCAUCUUGUAAAAGUUCAGCAGAAGAAUGAAAUAAAUAAAACUAUAGUGGUCAACGGUGCUCCAGAAAUCGGUGAUCAACUUUCUCAAGUGAAGGAUGAUAGGAACGACAGGCUUAGUGAUAUUGAAUCUAGUCGAUUAUUAGAUCAUAAUUCCGCAUUGAAAGAAAAUACGGUAAAUAUUCUGCUUAACAAACAAUCGCCCAUAGAAAAAGAAGUAGAAUCGAGUAUAACUAAAUCGUCUAGUUUGCCGUAUGCAGCAAAUGAGCCGGAAAUGUCCCUUGUAGAAGAAGUAUUAAGCGCUUGCCGAAGAAGUACAGGAGCUCUUCUCACCGUCCCUGAAGAAGAGGAAGGCUCCUCUCCGGAAACAAGUUCUCCUCAAAUGACUGAGUCUAAUACGACAAGUACGUCUACCGCUGAAACUGUGAUAGUAAGUAAUAAGAACGAUACACCGAAGGACAGGUUGAGAGAGAGGAGCCGUAUUCCUAUGCUGAUGGGAGGGAAACGGCCGCCGUCUUCACCGAAUAAAAAUAAAUCGAAGAUCCCGGUGGUCGAGAGACGACCGAUGCCAAUGCCGACCCCCUCAAUCCCCGAGACAAUCAUUGUGAAACAGGAACACACUUUGAGCUUCCAUGAGGCUGCUACUUCUAAAGAUGUCAUUGAAGAACUUAAUAGAAUGAUCCGACAAAGUGAAAGUGCGGUGUGCGGUGGCUCCAGUGCGAGCGGCGACGCGCGCGGCGACGAGCAGCGCGACAGCGCGCUCUGGGCGCACACCGGCUGGGUACAUGUCGAGAAGGAUAUUGACUUCAGUGAUCCUAAGGCUCGUGCCAACCUCCUGGACGUGAUGCUGGCGUCCAGCGACUCCUCACCCUCGUCUUGUGGCUCCUCCCCCGCAGAACCGCCGCCGCCUUACUCUAGACUACAUCGUCUGCACAGGUCCCGGAGACAGAAGACAGCGGCGGCGCUGCGCGUGCGCGGGCUGGGCGCGCUGCGCUGCGGGCGCGCGCGGCGGCCGUCCAUCCUCGGCCGCGACGGCUUCUUCGUGCGCUACGGCGAGCACGAGCGCGCUGCCGUCGCCACCUUCGACUUCCUCGAUGACCUCUCCGGCGGAUCCUCGCCGGAGGCCCCCAAAGACUGUACCUAA